Molecule: messenger RNA, 162 nt
Organism: Monoraphidium neglectum
Lineage: Eukaryota; Viridiplantae; Chlorophyta; Chlorophyceae; Sphaeropleales; Selenastraceae
Exons: 1
Source: RefSeq, a predicted model, not a curated record
UGGCGUGUGGCCUACCACCAGGUGGAGUGCUGUGACCUGCAGCCGGGCCGGGACCUCGUUGAUUGGGACAGGGGCUGCCGCAGAGUGGACAUCAUGGCGCACGGCAUGAAUUUCACGCGCGCAUGGCUCGAGGAGUUUGCAGCUGGGCGCAGCCGGCGAUAA